Molecule: messenger RNA, 17168 nt
Organism: Coregonus sp. 'balchen'
Lineage: Eukaryota; Metazoa; Chordata; Actinopteri; Salmoniformes; Salmonidae
Source: the annotation of a GenBank genome assembly
AUGUACUGGACGGCUCCAGAACUUCUGAGGCAAGAUCAGCUCCCGUUCAAUGGCACACCCAAGGGGGACAUCUACAGCUUUGCAAUGAUUAUGCGUGAGCUGAUCUAUAGCUCAGAGGUGGGUCCAUACCACGAUAUCCAGCUGGAGCCAAAAGGUGUGUUAUUUAUUGAUUCUAGAAGGUCCUUGAAAACACCACAAAUAAUAAGGUUGGAAAUAAUUAUGUGAAGGUAAAAUGUUGGAUUUGUGCUACCUGAAGUAAAUCUAAGAUUGUGUAAAAUCUGUCUGUAUUGUUCUGUAUCAAGUUAAUUAGAAACUGGGUCUGGGACAUGGCAGUUUUGUUGCACUUGGUAUCACGUUGUGUAGAAGGUUUUUGGUCUCUCAUUGGUUUUCUCCAGAGAUUAUCAAGCAAUUGCGGAUCCCUCUCUUAGGGGAGCCCCUCAGGCCGACCUUGUGCCCCCAGAUGUGCAACGAGGGGUUGGCCGACCUUCUGAAGGCCUGCUGGAGCGAGAACCCUGACUACAGACCCCCCUUUGGAUCCAUCAGAAGACAGCUGAAGGAGACCAGCCCAGAAAGGUCAGUCAUGGAGAGACAAGCCCAGACAGGGACAGACUUGCCCGGACAGUAAGAGACCAACCUAGACAGGGAGAGACCAGUCCAGACAGGGAGAGACCAACCCAGACACGGAGAGACCAGCCAGCCCAGACAGGGAGAGACCAACCUAGACAGUGACUAACCAGCCCAGGCAGCCCAGACAUUCCUUAUACGGCGGACCAGUAUGUACAAAACAAUCUUCUUGAGUUCCAGAAGGUUCCAUGUUGUAGCUGAAAGGUUUGUCUGCCUGGUUGAGUGAUUAUCCUGUAAGGGCCAGACAAAUUGGUUUUCAGCUUAUGUCCUCUCAGUGAUCUCUUUACCCAGAAACAAUCUCCAACUUGCAGUGAGGGAUCCUCCUUGACAUUGUUACUUUUGUCGUAGUACUCCCUUUGAGCAUCCUGAUGUUUCUGUACUUCCGUCAUUAGCUUUUCGUCGUCAAGUGGUUUGUUAGCCACAAAGGGUGGACUGACUGUAUCCAGCGGGACUCUCCAGGUUCUUACAAUCAUGAGCUCGACGGGUGUUUUUCCCAUUACAUUGUGAGGCGUCCGAGAACUGUUUUCCUUCUUGGAGUAGGGCACGAAGACAAUACUUCAGGACUUUAUUAAACCUCUCUACAUCUACAUUGGCUAGUGGAUAGUAUAACAGGGUCUUCUGUACUUUUUUGUAAAAGUAGGACGUGAAGUCAGCAUGGAAUUGCUGGCCAUUAUCAGUCACUAGAACUUGAGGCAUUUUUAUGUGAACAGAUCUUUUAAAGUCAAUUGAUCACAGUUGCUGUGGUCACAUCGCUUGUGGCUAUGACUUCAAGCCUUUUACUGUACAGGUCUGUCACAACGAUCAGGUACUGCUGGAGAGCUAGAGCUUCUUGUAGUUCUCUGAAGAUAUCCACUUGAAUCUUCUCCCAAGGUUCUUUAGGCCAUGGUAUUGGUUAUAGUGGUGGUUUCUCUGGUCUGAGCGAUUUUUCACUCAGUGCGCAGGGCACACAGUUUUUCAAAAAGUUGGUGACAUCGUCAUCCAUCUUUGGCUAACAUACUUUGCUUCGAAGAAACUGUUUCAUCUUUCUUGUUGCUGGGUGUCCUUCAUGUGCUCCGGUGAGCACUCUGUGUCUGAAUGUGAUCUGUAAAUGGUACGGUCUCAUCUUUCAACCCAUGAUUUUUCCACUGAAAUGUUUGUCUCUUACUAUGUAUGAAAUGAGUCGUUUUUCUCUUGGUGGACCUUUCCAUCCUUUUUCCAUCUAGCAUAGCACUUCACUUAGUACUGGAUCUUGUAGUGUCUCUUGAGAGCUUUUCAGGUGUGAUGGCUGCUUGUAACUCCUCAAUGAAGGUAUGUUGAAUGAAGAGCUCAUCUUCCUCUUCAUCUAAGUAAGAAUUCACUGUACCAUCGUCUUGUGGCACCAUUCUCGAAAUGGAGUCAGCACCGUUGUUUGACUUUCCUGGGCAAAACUCUGUUUUGUACGAGUACUGGGCAUGCCGAUCUGACCAUCUGGAGAUUCUCAUGGGCUAUCUUCCUCUUCCUGAGGCCAGCAGAAUGGUUGUCAAGGCCUGAGGAUCUGUUCUGAGGGUAAACGGUCAAAUUAAGAAGUGCCAUUUCUCCAUGCUCUAUACACAAGGCAGCACUUCUCUUUCUCAGACUGAGUAUCUCUGUUCAGUGGCUGACAGGGUCUCUGAUGCAUAAGCAAGUGGUUGUUCUUCUCCAUCCAUGAUCUGUGAUAGGACUGCGCCUGAAGCAUUGCAGGUAAGGAACGUAAUUCGACCUGGGUGGAAGUAAGCCAGAACAGGUGGUUCUGCUAUUGCAGGCACAUUGUCACACACCCUCCCCUUAAGUCUCAGCUUCUUUAGUAGCUGAGCACAGGACUUGGGUACCAAGGCUCAGACAGCCUGUGAAAAAGGGCCCAGCAUUGAUUGCCAAUGGGUUUGUAGAUUGUUUGUUAAGGGGCGGAAAUGGGCACAAUGUUUGUACAGUAGAUGGGGACCGAGAGGCAAUCCAUGGUCAGAGAAGGGCUUGCCCCUCUGCCCAACAGCAGCACCCAGGAUAGGCAAACCAGAGCUCACCUGUGAUGGGAUUUUAGCACAGGGCUCCCCAGGGCACAGAGAGAGGAACUUGGGGAAUCACCAGUCAGCACUGGUGACUCAGGGGAGAUGGAAACCUCCACCUCUAAGACAGGAGUAGCAGUGGGCCUUCUUUAAGACCCAGCAGCUUAGUAGGACCCUCCAGUGGGCCCUGUGCCUCGGAAAGUAGGCACUCCUCUUCUGGGACAGGAAUAGUGACAGGAGUAGGGCUGUUACAGUGACCGUAUUACCGCCACACUGGCAGUCACGAGUCAUGACGGCAGUCAAAUUCCACGUGACCGUUUAGUCACGGUAACUAGGCUUCUCCAAACUCUGAUGUUGCUGAUGGUCAUUAGUAGCCUACCAAACUUGCUAACUGCCUGGUACUCAGCACUCUAUCGUCCCGCUAAUCACUCUGACAUCAAUGCAAAUGUAAUUCGAAAAUCUAAUCAAACACUUCAUGAGAUCCCAUGAGCUCAUGUUGUGCAACAUUUCUAGAGGUUAUGCAAUUGCGUGAGAAAACAGAAUGAUAGCCUCUAUUCAAAAUAGGAGGAUCCCUUCAGCCUUCUAUAGGCUAGGCCUAACAUAAUUAUUUCUCAACUUUCCUAAUAUUAAGCACAUUGCUUCUCUUUACAACAGGAGUAUAGCCUACCUGGCUAGCAUGAAAAUGAACCACGGGAAUAGUGUCCUCCAUUCGCUAUUUAAGUGCAUAGAUGACAUGUAUUUUUUCCCCCUGCCCCUGUUUCGAGACAGGUGCAUGAUAAUGGUCCCUUCUAAAUAAGAACAAAUUUCACACAUACAGUACCAGUCAAAAGUUUGGACACACCAACUCAUUCAAGGGUUUUUCUUAAUUUAUACUAUUUUUUACAUUGUAGAAUAAUAGUGUUAAACAAAUCAAAAUAUAUUUUCUAUUUGAGAUUCUUCAAAUAGCCACCAUUUGCCUUGAUGACAGCUUUGCAUACUCUUGGCAUUCUCUCAACCAGCUUCACCUGGAAUGCUUUUCCAACAGUCUUGAAGGAGUUCCCACAUAUGCUGAGCACUUGUUGGCUGCUUUUCCUUCACUCUGCCGUCCGACUCAUCACAAACCAUCUCAAUUGGGUUGAGGUUGGGGGAUUGUGGAGGCCAGGUCAUCUGAUGCAGCACUCCAUCACUCUCCUUCUUGGUAAAAUAGCCCUUACACAGCCUGGAGGUGUGUUUGUUGAAAAACAAAUGAGAGUCCCACUAAGCCCAAACCAGAUGGGAUGGCAUAUUGAUGCAGAAUGCUGUGGUAGCCAUGCUGGUUAAGUGUGCCUUGAAUUUUAAAUAAAUCACAGACAGUGUCACCAGCAAAGCACCACCACACCAUCACACCUCCUCCGCCAUGCUUUACAGUGGGAACUACACAUGCGGAGAUCAUCCGUUCACCCACACCGCGUCUCACAAAGACACGGCGGUUGGAACCAAAAAUCUCCAAUUUGGACUCCAGACCAAAGGACACAUUUCCACCAGUCUAAUGUCCAUUGCUCGUGUUUCUUGGCCCAAGCAGGUCUCCUUCUUAUUGGUGUCCUUUAGUAGUGGUUUCUUUGCAGCAAUUCGACCAUGAAGGCCUGAUUCACACAGUCCCUUCUGAACAGUUGAUGUUGAGAUGUGUCUAUUACUUGAACUCUGUGAAGCAUUUACUUGGGCUGCAAUUUCUGAGGCUGGUAACUCUAAUGAACUGAUCCUCUGCAGCAGAGGUAACUCUGGGUCUUCCAUUCCUGUGGCGGUCCUCAUGAGAGCCAGUUUCAUAGCGCUUGAUGGUUUUUGCGACUGCACUUGAAGAAAUUUUCAAAGUUCUUGAAAUGUUCCGUUUUGACUGACCUUCAUGUCUCAAAGUAAUGAUGGACUGUCGUUUCUCUUUGCUUAUUUGAGCUGUUCUUGCCAUAAUAUGGACUUGGUCUUUUACCAAAUAGGGCUAUCUUCUGUAUACACCGCCCUACCUUGUCACAACAUAACUGAUUGGCUCAAACGCAUUAAGAAGGAAAUAAAUUACACAAAUUAACUUUUAAGAAGGCACACCUGUUAAUUGAAAUGCAUUCCAGGUGACUACCUCAUGAAGCUGGCUGAGAGAAUGCCAAGAGUGUGCAAAGCUGUCAUCAAGGCAAAGGGUGGCUAUUUUAAGAAUAUACAAUAUAAAAUAUAUUUAGAUAUGUUUAACACUUUUUUGGUUACUACAUGAUUCCAUAUUUACAUUUACAUUUACAUUUACAUCAUUUAGCAGACACUCUUAUCCAGAGCGACUUACAAAUUGAUGCAUUCAACUUAUAAUAGCCAGUUGGACAAGCACUUUUUUUUCAUGUGUUAUUUCAUAGUUUUGAUGUCUUCACUAUUAUUCUACAAUGGAAGAAAUAGUACAAAUUAAGAAAAAGCCUUUGGUGUGUCCAAACUUCUGACUGGUAGUGUACAUUAUUUAGUAUAUGUAAAGACAAGAUUAAAUCAAGAACAGUCUGAUGGGUGACAAUAUUAGCCUAUCACUUGUGAAUUAUAUAUUAUCACGUGUGAAUGAUGCCCAGCUUGUGUGCAGUAAGGCAAGAAACAGCACAUGCCUUUUUAUUUGCGACUUUUUCAAAUUAUAGUUGCGCACCUCAUGUAUUCUAGCCCACAGGCCUAUAUGUUUUGAUAAGGUUUGUAUCACAACUAAAGUGGCCAAAUACCUUCUUAAAAUUAAGCACAUUAAUCCGCUUUACAACGUGUGUAGAGCAUCACUGGCAUACAUAUGCAACGCCUGAGUUUCAAGUUUGGGGAAGAUAAUUUUCACCAUAAAAAUGCACCUUUUUAAUAAAAGCAUUACAUGCAUAAUCACAUUUGCGGUCACUUCUGAGAUGGUGUUUUCCUGCUAAUUGAUUGCAUUUUUGGAACAUUCAAGCUUAUAGCCUACUGGCGUGUGGGCAUUGCUGCGCUUAUAAUGUGAGGAAGUAGCCUAAUAGUUUAUCAACAUUUUAAGCUAAACGUUCUGAUCUGUUGCAUCAGCCUCAUUGCUUAAAAAAGUUAUUUGAUGCUAGUGGUUGUAUUCAUUUGGGAUCUAUCGCAUUCCACAACUGUCCCAUACUAUGUUUGGAAUAUUUUUCGCACAGAAUAGGUCAACUUUUGUACUAUGGGGGAUAGUAGAUUGACAUAGCCUGACGAAAGUAAAUGUGGACAGAACUGAGCUAUCUGAGAGAGCCAUGUGAGUGAGAGGAGCUUCGGAGCAAGCAGCCAGGAGAAGGGAAUUAUAAUUAUUUUAUUCAGCCCAAGGGCACAACGGCCACUGGCCACAAAAGGCAUGGAUUUUUUUAGGGGGCAUUGCGGCCACACAAAGGUGAUGCCGCCAGGAAAUUCAAGGCAUUAUCAAGUCAAAUUGUAAAUGAGAGACUGAUUAAAUAUGUGCAGCCUGUGCAAAUAACAAAGGAGAGCUCAUGCCUUUCAUGAGACUUUUUUCAAAUCAUCAUUAGAGUCGCAUCAUGCACACUUAAAAUGUAUUAAAAAUACAAACGUUGGGCUAUAUAUUUUGAUCACAACUAAAGUUGCAUAAAUAACUCUAAAUUAAGCAUAUACAGUGAGGGAAAAAAGUAUUUGAUCACCUGCUGAUUUUGUAUGUUUACCCACUGACAAAGAUAUGAUCAGUCUAUAAUAUUAAUGGUAGGUUUAUUUGAACAGUGAGAGACAGAAUAACAACAAUAAAAUCCAGAAAAACGCAUGUCAAAAAUGUUAUAAAUUGAUUUGCAUUUUAAUGAGGGAAAUAAGUAUUUGACCCCCUCUCAAUCAGAAAGAUUUCUGGCUCCCAAGUGUCUUUUAUACAGGUAACGAGCUGAGAUUAGGAACACACUCUUAAAGGGAGUGCUCCUAAUCUCAGUUUGUUACCUGUAUAAAAGACACCUGUCCACAGAAGGAAUCAAUCAAUCAGAUUCCAAACUCUCCACCAUGGCCAAGACCAAAGAGCUCUCCAAGGAUGUCAGGGACAAGAUUGUAGACCAACACAAGGCUGGAAUGGGCUACAAGACCAUCGCCAAGCAGCUUGGUGAGAAGGUGACAACAGUUGGUGUGACUAUUCGCAAAUGGAAGAAACACAAAAUAACUGUCAAUCUCCCUCGGCCUGGGGCUCCAUGCAAGAUCUCACCUCGUGGAGUUGCAAUGAUCAUGAGAACGGUGAGGAAUCAGCCCAAAACUACACGGGAGGAUCUUGUCAAUGAUCUCAAGGCAGCUGGGACCAUAGUCACCAAGAAAACAAUUCGUAACACACUAUGCCGUGAAGGACUGAAAGCCUGCAGCACCCGCAAGGUCCCCCUGCUCAAGAAAGCACAUAUACAGGGCCGUCUGAAGUUUGCCAAUGAACAUCUGAAUGAUUCAGAGGAGAACUGGGUGAAAGUGUUGUGGUCAGAUGAGACCAAAAUGGAGCUCUUUGGCAUCAACUCAACUCGCCGUGUUUGGAGGAGGAGGAAUGCUGCCUAUGACCCCAAGAACACCAUCCCCACCAUCAAACAUGGAGGUGGAAACAUUAUGCUUUGGGGGUGUUUUUCUGCUAAGGGGACAGGACAACUUCACCGCAUCAAAGGGACGAUGGACGGGCCAUGUACCAUCAAAUCUUGGGUGAGAACCUCCUUCCCUCAGCCAGGGCAUUGAAAAUGGGUUGUGGAUGGGUAUUCCAGCAUGACAAUGACCCAAAAUACACGGCCAAGGCAACAAAGGAGUGGCUCAAGAAGAAGCACAUUAAGGUCCUGGAGUGGCCUAGCCAGUCUCCAGACCUUAAUCCCAUAGAAAAUCUGUGGAUGGAGCUGAAGGUUCAAGUUGCCAAACUUCAGCCUCGAAACCUUAAUGACUUGGAGAAGAUCUGCAAAGAGGAGUGGGACAAAAUCCCUCCUGAGAUGUGUGCAAACCUGGUGGCUAACUACAAGAAACGUCUGACCUCUGUGAUUGCCAACAAGGGUUUUGCCACCAAGUACUAAGUCAUGUUUUGCAGAGGGGUCAAAUACUUAUUUCCCUCAUUAAAAUGCAAAUCAAUGUAUAACAUUUUUUUCUGGAUUUUUUGUUGUUAUUCUGUCUCUCACUGUUCAGAUAAACCUACCAUUAAAAUUAUAGACUGAUCAUUCCUUUGUCAGUGGGCAAACGUACAAAAUCAGCAGGGGAUCAAAUACUUUUUUCCCUCACUGUAGGAAGACCUGUUUCUUUGUUAGCCGCUCAACACAUAAUAGCCGCAUGUACGCACUCACUCAGAAAUAUUUUGGAGAAAACAUCCUUUCUAUUUUAUUCAGCUAUUGUUCAAUUGUAUUCUUCAUACUGGCAUAGCCAGACCAGGGCCUAACAUAAGGACAAGGAGUAUGCUCUUCUGUUCUUCUGAAAUAGACUACAUUUUCUUCAUAUCAUGUUUCUUCAGACCUGUCUAAAAUACUUAAGGGAUUGAUUGUGAUGGUGUAGGCUAUAGAUUUAUUAUACUUUUUUUAAAUGUAGAUGUUCCAAAGGUCUGCAUCAGUGGCUUGUAGGCUAUGUGUGGAAGCCAGGAGAUGCUAAAUGUGAUUAUGUUAAUUAACGAUCAAUUACCGUGAGACCGGCAGUUAUUUGCUUGACCAUCACCGGCUGACAGAAUGUUAUGACCGCCACAGCCCUAGACAGGAGGAAGCAGUUGCAGCUCCUCCUCAGCUGGAAGAGUAGGGGACACCUCCCCCACAGGAGAAGGUAUCUCCUCGAUGGUAACCAGAGCCUCAGACGGCUCCAGCUGCAGCUCUGGAACACCAGGAACUGGGGUGGCCCUCUCACUCCUUCUAAAAACUCCAGGAGAAACCACUGCACUUGGUGGUACUCCUCACAUGGCGAAUCAGUAGGGUAGGACUCACACCAACCCCGCUAUGAUGAAGGGAAGGACUGGCUGAGGAACUCAAUGAUGACAGCUGUAGCGUCGAUGGGGUCUUCCUCCCCUCGCAGCCACUCCCACCAGGCCACAGCCACUCCUUAACUGGUACUCAAUGUACUUGUCCUCCAUGUUGAUUGAUUUGUUGAACAAAAUGAUGUCCUUGCACUGUCUGAAAAAACUCUAUCUGUAGACUGGAUCCCACUGCUGCCACAAAAUGUUAAACACAGACUUUAAACAGGCAAAUUCUCAAUGAACAGUGAUACCACAUUUGAAUGGCGAUAUGAAAGUGCAAUUCACAUUACAAUGGCCAUACUUAACUGAUUAAUGCAAACAAAGGUAUAAUUAGCAUAAACAUUAACAUUCAGUUAGUCACCCCCAAACUCAGGCAAAUGCCAGAAGGGCUGGUCCAUUUUUUGCUUAGUGUGCCUUUCUAACUUGUUGGGUUUUUUUUCCGCAAAAUUAUAAUUAUCUAGCUAAUAAUGGGGACCUCAAGGAAUAAAAUGGGCUGGUGUGGGGGCCUAGAGGAAAACAAAUCUGCUGUUGUGGGGGCCUCAAGGGAAGAAAUGGGCCAGAGUGUUAGAAAUGCAAGAGCCGAUUUUUGGUCCCAGGCCGCCCCUGCCUAAGCUAAUUAUGUUUUCACUAUGAUUAUUGUUUUCCUCAUGUAAGAUCAGUCUAUACUGUUUAUCGACUCAUCAAUGUUAUACUUCUCAGUCAUGCGAAUAUCCUUGACAACAUGGUGAACAAGUUGGAGAGAUAUGCCAAUCACCUGGAGGAAGUGGUUGAAGAGAGAACCAAACAGCUUACAGCAGAGAAGACCAGGGCGGACAAACUUCUCUCCAGUAUGUUACCAAGGUAACACAGGCAUUGUACCUACAAGCGCUUGGAUUCUGUAAAAAUAAACAUUCCAAGAUAAUUGCGCUACAAAUAUUGUGAUUUUUAAGAUAUUAUUGUUGCAGAAUUCAGUGCUGUUUUGUGGACAGAAACUCCGCCCUGAGUGUCAGAACAUUGGUGUAACAUACAAUUUGUAUAUAUUUAACCAUCUCCAAUGACUUUCCUGGCUUGACUGACAGGUACAUAGCGGACCACCUGAUGGCUGGGAAGUCGGUGGAGCCUCAGGGUUUUGACAUGGUGACCAUCUUUUUCUCGGACAUCGUGGGCUUCACCACCAUGUGCUCCAUUAGCUCCGCCCUGGAGGUGGUCACCGUCCUCAAUGACCUCUACAGUCUCUUUGAUGAGAUCAUCAAGCUCUACGAUGUCUACAAGGUACAUUACACCUGUACAAUAAUUUUAAAGUGUUAGACAGACCCCAGUUUUUUGGGGUACCACUGUACAUUAACUUACUUAGUUAUUAGGGUAUGGUAAAGCUUUAUUGAAGGCUCCCUACAUAAUUCAUUAUCCCUACAUAAUGCAUAAGCAGUAAAUUAGUAUUUUAAUAAAUAACUUAUGAAAUGUUGAUGUAGGCUACUGUUUAUGAAUACAUUAUGGGUUCUGCAUGUGCCUUCAGAAAGUAUUCACACCCCUUGACUUUUCCCCAAAAAAUGGUGUUACAGCCUGAAUUUUAAAUGGUUUACAUUUAGAUUGUUGUCACUGGUCUACAGUGGCUUACGAAAGUAUUCACCCCCCUUGGCAUUUUUCCUAUGUUGUUGCCUUACAACCUGAAAUUAAAAUUGAUUUUUGGGGGGUUUGUAUCAUUUGAUUUACACAACAUGCCUACCACUUUGAAGAUGCAAAAUAAUUUUUUGGGUGAAACAAACAAGAAAUAAGACAAAAAAACAGAACACUUGAGCGUGCAUAACUAUUCACCCCCCCAAAGUCAAUACUUUGUAGAGCCAGCUUUUGCAGCAAUUACAGCUGCAAGGCUCUUUGGGUAUGUCUCUAUAAGCUUGGCACAUCUAGCCACGGGGAUUCCUGCCCAUUCUUCAAGGCAAAACGGCUCCAGCUUCUUCAAGUUGGAUUGGUUCCCCUUAAACCACUCGAGUGUUGCUUUAGCAGUAUGCUUAGGGUCAUUGUCCUGCUGGAAGGUGAACCUCCGUCCCAGUCUCAAAUCUCUGGAAGACUGAAACAGGUUUCCCUCAAGAAUUUCCCUGUAUUUAGCGCCAUCCAUCAUUCCUUCAAUUCUGACCAGUUUCCCAGUCCCUGUGGGGAUGGUGUUCUUGGGGUGAUUAGAGGUGUUGGGUUUGCGCCAGACAUAGCAUUUUCCUUGAUGGCCAAAAAGCUCAAUUUUGACCAGAGUACUUUCUUCCAUAUGUUUGGGGUGUCUCCCCCAUGGCUUUCGACGAACACCAAACGUGUUUGCUUAUUUAUGUCUUUAAGCAAUGGCUUUUAUCUGGCCACUCUUCCGUAAAGCCCAGCUCUGUGGAGUGUAUGGCUUAAAGUGGUCCUAUGGACAGAUACUCCAAUCUCCACUGUGGAGCUUUGCAGCUCCUUCAGGGUUAUCUUUGGUCUCUUGUUGCCUCUCUGAUUAAUGCCCUCCUUGCCUGGUCCGUGAGUUUUGGUGUGUGGCCCUCUCUUGGCAGGUUUGUUGUGGUGCCAUAUUCUUUAAAAAUUUUAAUAAUGGAUUUAAUGGUGCUCCGUGGGAUGUUAAACGUUUCUUGGUGGCGCCCCUUGCUUAGUGGUGUUGCAGACUCUGGGGCCUUUCAGAACAGGUGUACAUACACUGAGAUCAUGUGACACUUAGUUUGCACACAGGUGGACUUUAUUUAACUAAUUAUGUGACUUCUGAAGGUAAUUGGUUGCACCAAGUCUUAUUUAGGGGCUUCAUAGCAAAGGGGCUGAAUACAUAUGCACGCACCACUUUUCCGUUAUUUAUUUUUUUGAAUUUCUUGAAACAAGUCAUUUUUUUCAUUUCACUUUACCAAUUUGGACUACUUUGUGUAUGUCCAUUACAUGAAAUCCAAAUAAAAAUCUAUUUAAAUUACAGGUUGUAAUGCAACAAAAUAGGAAAAACACCAAGGGUGUGAUGAGGUGGUGUUGAAGGAGUCAGGCGCAGGAGGGUAAAUCACAGAAUAACAGGCUUUAAUCCGCAAAAUACAGGUUUACGCAGAAAUACGUGAAACACACUCCAGGGCACAAAACAGGCGCACUGGAAAACACAAGGCACAUGGGAAAAUACUCCCGUCGAUACAAAAUACACGAGCUCCACUAACCUCCACAAUAAACAAUCACCCACACAGACAAGGAAGCAGAGGGAACACUUAUACAAUGACUAAUGAGGGAAUAAGGACCAGGUGUGUGUGAUUGAAGACAAGACAAUUGGAGUGAUGGUAAAUGGAUCGGCAGUAGCUAGUAAGCCGGUGAAGCAAACGCCGAAACCUGCCCGAACAAGGAGGAGAGGCAGCCUCGGCAGAAGUCGUGACAGUACCCCCACCUUGAUGCACGGCUCCAGGAUCGCGCCGACCCCGGCCUCUGGGACGGCCAGGAGGAUGCGGAGCAGGGCGAGCCAGAUGGCGACAGUGGAAAUCCCGUAACAUGGAGGGAUCGAAGAUAUCCCACACCGGGACCCAGCACCGUUUCUCUGGACCGUACCCCUCCCACUCCACAAGGUUCUGAAGGCCCCCCACCCCCCACCCGACGCCUCGAAUAGAGGAUGGAACGGACAGAGUACGCCGGGGCCCCCUCGAUGUCCAGAGGAGGUGGAGGGACCUCCCGCACCUCAGACUCCUGGAGCGGACCAGCUACCACCGGCCUGAGGAGAGACACAUGAAACGAGGGGUUUAUACGGUAAUCAGGGGGAAGUAAUAACCUAUAAGUGACCUCGUUGACUCUCCUCAGGACUUUGAACGGCUCCACAAACCGCGGGCAGAUUCCGGGUCGAGAGCCAGACCCGAUCCCCCGGUACAAAGACGGGGGCCUCACUGUGGUGGCGGUCAGCGUUGGCCUUCUAACGACACACGGCGCGUUGCAGGUAAACGUGGGCAGCAUCCCACGUCUCCUCCGCGUGCCGAAACCAGUCAUCCACCGCAGGAGCCUCGAUCUGGCUCUGGUGCCAUGGUGCCAGAACCAGUUGGUAACCUAGAACACACUGGAAAGGCGUUAGGUUAGUGGAGGAGUGGCGGAGUGAGUUCUGGGCAUAUUCUGCCCAUGGCAAGAACACUGACCAGACACUAUAUCCUCUGGUACCCCGUAGUGCCGGAAGACGUGUGUAAACAGGGCCUCCGCAGUUUGCAAAACCGUGGGAAGACCAUGAAGGAAGAAGGAGGCGGCAGGCUAUAGAAAACGGUCCACAACGACCAGGAUGGUGGUGUUACCUUGGGAGAGGGGAAGAUCAGUUAGAAAAUCAACACUUAGGUGAGACCAUGGUCAUUGUGGAACUGGUAAAGGUUGUAACUUACCAGCUGGGAGGUGCCUAGGUCCCUUACUCUGGGCGCACACUAGCAGGAGGAGACCUAUCCCCUUACGUCCUUAGCCAAGGUAGGCCACCAGUAUUUUCCGGUCAGGCAGCGCUCUGUACGGCCGAUACCUGCGUGACCAGAGGAGGGUGACGUGUGUGUGCCCAGUAGAUCAGACGAUCAUGGAUAAGAGCAGGCACGUACUGUAGGCCAUCUGGACACUGAGGUGGAGAGGGAUCCGUGCGUAAUGCCUGCUCUAUAUCCGCAUCCAUCACCCAUACUACCGGCGCCACAAUGCAGGAGGCUGGCAGUAUGGGGGUGUUGUCGCUGGGCCUCUCCUCUGUGUCAUAGAGCCGGGACAGUGUGUCUGCCUUCAUGUUCUUCGUACCCGGGAUGUAUGAUAGAGUGAAAUCAAACCGGGUGAAGAAUAGGGCCCACCUGGCCUGGCGAGGAUUCAGCCUCCUCGCUGCCCAAAUGUACUCCAGGUUACGGUGGUCCAUCCAGACGAGGAAAGGGUGUUUUGCCCCCUCGAGUCAAUGCCUCCACACGGUCAAGGCUCGGACAACAGACAACAGCUCCCGAUCACCAACGCCAUAGUUCUGCUCCGCCGGGCUGAGCUUCUUCGAGAAGAACACACAGGGGCGGAGCUUGGGUGGCGUACCCAAGCGUUGAGACAGGACAGCUCAUAUCCCAACCUCGGACGCAUCCACCUCCACUAUGAACGGUAGUGAUGAAUCGGGGUGGGCCAGUACUGGGGCUGAGGUGAACAGACUCUGCAGUUUGCUGAAGGCCAGGUCAGCCUCAGCAGACCAGCGGAGCCGGGACGGCCCACCCUUCAACAGGGAGGUAAUGGGAGCUGCGACCUUGCCAAAGCCCCGGAUAAACCUCAGAUAGUAGUUGGCAAAGCCAAGAGAAGCGCUGCACCUCCUUAACCGUGGUUGGAGUUGGCCAAUUAUGCAUGGCUGAAAUGCGAUCUCCCUCCAUCUCCACACCUGAGGUGGAAAUGCGGUAUCCAAGGAAGGCGACGGACUGCUGGAAAAACAUACACUUCUCUGCCUUAGCAUAAAGGUAAUUUUCCAACAGUCUGGCCAGCACCUUGCGAACCAGGGACACAUGCUCGGCGCGCGUAGCGGAAUACACCAGGAUGUCAUCGAUGUAGACCACUACACCGUGACCAAGCAUGUCCCGAAACAUCUUGUUCACAAAGGACUGGAAAACUGAGAGAGCAUUCAUCAAAUCAUAGGGCAUCACCAGGUAUUCAUAAUGCCCCGUGGUUGUGCUGAAUGCUGUCUUCCACUCAUCUCCCUCUCGGAUACGCACCAGGUUGUACGCACCUCUGAGAUCUAAUUUGGUGAAGAAGCGUGCCCCAUGCAUUGAUUCAAUCACUGAAGGAAUGAGGGGGAGAGGAUAACUAAAUCUUAUCGUCUCCCUGUUCAGUGGUCGAUAAUCAAUGCACGGGCGCAGACCUCCGUCCUUCUUCAUAAUGAAGAAACUCGAGGAGGCGGGUGAAGUGGAGGGACGUAUAUACCCCUGGUGCAGGGACUCGGUGACAUACUGUAUGUUUCCAUAGCCACUGUUUCAGCCUGUGACAGGGGGUAUAUAUGACUCCUGGGAAGUACAGCGUCUACCCAGAGUUUUAUCACGCAAUCCCCCGCCCGAUGAGGUGGUAAUUUAGUCGCCUACGUUUUGGAGAACGCUUGCACCAUAUCGAGGUAUUCAGGGGGAAUGCGCACGGUGGAGGUACUGUCUGGACUUUCCACUGUGGUUGCACCAACGGAAACACCUAGACACCUACCCUGACACUCUUGCGACCACCCCAUGAGAACCCUCUGAAAAAGUAACCUGCUCACAAUGAGUCUUCUGGGUAAUCAUGGUGACUGGUGCAGUAACUUCCUUAACCAACCCGGACCCUAAUGGUCGAUUAUAUCAAGUGCUCUGAUGGGGCGUGGAAUGGAUAGGGGAAUCAAUGGAAUGCCUAUACGGUGUGCGAAUGCCCUGUCCAUAAAGUUCCCAGCUGUGCCUGAAUCGACUAGCGCCUUACACUGGGAAACUACCAUGUGCUCAGGAAAAGAGAUGUGUAUUUUACAGUGUGCAGCAGAGGGCUCUGAACGAGUGUGGGUGUUCGAUACCUGGGGUGAUGCGAGAGUGCCCUGCCUGCUGCCUCCAAACCCUGAAAAGCGUUGAUGAAAACGUGGGGUGAAAUGUCCCUUCGCGCCACCAGUGUGGCACUGGCGCUGUCGUCCUCCGCUCUCUCGGCUAGUGGUUCCACCCAUCUCCAUCUGUUCUGGAUCCGAGUCGGCUGGGAUGGAAACGGGCAGACCUCUUCCAGGACGUCCUCUGGUUGCCAGCAGGUUGUCCAAACGAAUGGCCAUGUCUACCAGUUGCGAGAAGGACAACAUGGUGUCACGGCAGGCUAGCUCCCUGUCGGACAUCCUCUCGCAGAUGGCACCGGAAAUGGUCGAUCAGGGCCCGCUCGUUCCACCCGGACCCAGCUGCCAGAGUUUGAAAUUCCAAUGCGAAGUCCUGCGCAGUCCUCGUCCCCUGCCUCAGGUGGACCAGCCGCUCGCCCGCCUCUCAACCCUCGGGCGGGUGAUGGAAGACCGCCCGGAAGAUGCGAGCGAACUCCCCGUAGUUCUCCAACACGGCUCCUCCUUCGUUCCACACCACAUUGGCCCACUCCAGGGCUUUCCCCGAGAGGCAGGAGACGAGGGCGGACACCUUCUCCCACUCCGAUGGGACCGGCCGGAUGCUGGAGAAGUAGAGCUCCAGUUGGAGAAGGAAUCCUUGGCACAGCGCCGCUGUCCCGUCGAUCUCCCGUGGUCGGCAUAUCUGGAUCCCUCCGGAUGCCAGGGUGUAGGUGGCGGGAUCCGGUUGGCCAGCUGGUCUCGACAGAUCGGGCUCUCUCCUCUCCAGGCGUUGGACAACCUGAAGAACCCGAUCCAUCGCUUCACCCAAGCUGGCUAGCAUAGUUGAAUGCUCCUGGACCCGUUCCACCACUCCAGGCAUGCGCGUCUCUCCCGCUGACUCCUUGUUCAGGUGGGUGAUUCUGUGAUGAGGUGGUGUUGAAGGAGUCAGGCGCAGGAGGGUAAAUCACAGAAUAACAGCCUUUAAUCCGCAAAAAUACAGGUUUACGCAGAAAUGCGUCAAACACACACCAGGGCACAAAACAGGUGCACUGGAAAAUACAAGGCACACGGGAAAAUACUCCCGUCGAUACAAAAUACACGCGCUCCACCGAGCUUCACUAACCUCCACAAUAAACAAUCACCCACACUUAUACAAUGACUAAUGAGGGAAUAAGGACCAGGUGUGUGUGAUUGAAGACAAGACAAAUGGAGUGAUGAUAAAUGGAUCGGCAGUAGCUAGUAAGCCGGUGACGCCGAACGCCAAAACCUGCCCGAACAAGGAGGGGAGGCAGCCUCGGCGGAAGUCGUGACAAAGAGGGAUGAAUACUUCCGCAAGGCACUGUAGACACAAUACCCCAUAGUGCCAAAGUGGAAGAAUGUCUUGAGUCAAUAAGUAUUCAACCCCUUUGUUAUGGGAAGCCUAAAUAAAUUCAGGAGUAAAAAUGUGUUUAACAAGUUGCAUAAUAAGUUGCCGGACGCAUUUCGGUAAUGAGAAUUUUGGGUACAGAUUUUCAAAAUUCUGAUGAAAUUUUUUUAUGUAUUUCAAAUAAGACAUUUUCUCAAAAACUAAACAUCUUAGUCCUCAGAAUGAUAGUUGAUUUUUGCAGUUGCAUCAUGGUUUUAUAACACAAUUUGCUACAGACAUUUAAAAACUGGUUUCAUGAGAAUCACCCAAUCGCUACCAAAGGUGAUUCUAACAUGUAUUGACUCAGGGGGUUGAAUACUAAUCAAGAUAUAUAAGUGUUUUUUUAAAAUUAUUAUUAUUAUAUUUUAUUUUUUACAAAUAUUAUAAUUUUUCUUCCACUUUGACAUUAAAGUAUUUUCUGUAGAUCAUUGACAAAAACUGACAAUUAAAUCCAUUUUAAUCCCACUUUGUAACACAACAAAAUGUGGAAAAAGUCAAGGGAUUUGAAUACUUUCUGAAGGCACUGCAGGUAACCUUGAAAUAGAAAUGUAAAGUUUACGGUGUAUAUUGUGGGAAUGUAUGUGUAUGAUGUAUCAGGUGGAGACUAUAGGGGAUGCUUACAUGGUGGCUAGCGGGCUGCCCAUCAGUAACGGCAUGAAGCACGCAUCUGAGAUUUCUACUAUGGCUCUUCACUUCCUGUGUGCCAUCAAGCUCUUCAAGAUUCGCCACUUGCCCAAUCAGAGCUUGGCUCUCCGCAUUGGGAUCAACUCAGGUCAGUAUGUACGAACAACGUGUCAAGUCGAUUACCCAGACAGCGGCUGUCAGCCAUGA